AUGUCUCUCGCACGCCCCAAUCCCCGCUUUCUCGCCCGUACAAAUCGCAUCUUCGCGUCGCAAACACGAAGCUAUGCAGCACCUGGCGACGGUGCAAUUCCCGCCGCAAAGAAGAAGUACAUACCAACAUCUGGCACCUAUCCGCUGGGGUUCAAGGCUGGAAGCGCCCAUGUUGGCGUGAAAGCUUCAAACACCCGACUCGACGACCUUGCUCUCAUUGCAUCCGAUUCACCAUGCACCGGUGCAGCAGUAUUCACAACAAACAAAUUUCAGGCUGCACCCGUCACAGUGAGCCGAAAUUUGCUGAAGAGUAGGAAGGGUGAGGGCAUCAGGUCCGUCAUCAUCAACAGCGGCUGCGCCAAUGCCGUUACUGGGAAAGGCGGCAUUGAGGACGCGACAUUGAUGGGCAAGGAGACCGACAAGGCCUUCACCCAGGACAGCAACGGCGAGGACGAUGGCCAAAGCCGAAGUCUCGUUAUGAGCACUGGUGUCAUCGGCCAGCGACUACCUAUUCAGAAGAUCGUUUCUAAGAUCCCCACCGCAUACUACAACCUCGGAGACACACAUGAGCACUGGCUGGGCACCGCCAAAGCUAUCUGCACGACCGACACAUUCCCCAAACUGCUCUCGAAGUCCUUUACACUACCCAGUAGUCAUGAGGAGUACCACAUCGCCGGCAUGACCAAGGGAGCAGGAAUGAUCCACCCCAACAUGGCGACCCUUCUAGGCGUAAUCUGCACCGACGCACCCGUCGCCGCCGGCCCUCUGCAAACAGCACUUAGCUCCGCCAUCACCAAGUCCUUCAACAGCAUCUCGAUCGACGGCGACACAUCGACCAACGACACCGUCGCCAUCCUCGCCAACGGCGCUGCUGGCGGGAGGCCCAUCUCCAGCACCUCUUCUCCUGACUUCGACGCCUUCCAAAAGACACUCACCGACUUCGCCAUUGACCUCGCUAAGCUCGUUGUUCGCGACGGCGAGGGCGCGACAAAGUUUGUCACCAUCCGCGUCACUAACGCUGCGACCUACGAAGACGCACACCGCGUCGCCUCAACCAUCGCGCGUUCCCCUCUCGUCAAGACAGCUCUGUACGGAAAGGACGCGAAUUGGGGCCGUAUCCUGUGCGCCACUGGCUACGCCGAGAAUGUCGACGGCGUCAUUCCUGAGGAAACGAGUGUGAGCUUCAUUCCCUCGGAUGGGAGCGAGGAGCUGAAACUCCUGGUGAGCGGUGAGCCGGAGCAGGUUGAUGAGGAGCGCGCGGCGAAGAUUCUGGAGGCGGAGGAUUUGGAGAUCAAGGUCCAGUUGAGCGAAGGGAAGUACAGGGAGGAGGCAGUUUUUUGGACGUGCGAUUUUUCGCAUGACGUCGCCUAUGUCGCGUCAUCGUGUGCAUUCGAUGUUGCAUCCUCUCGAAAUCUACCAAAACCGCCUUCUACUCAACUUGACUCCGACUCGCGCGAGCCACGAGCGCUCAACAUGGCCAAUCUCACCUUUCCGUACCUGCGCGACGACUGGAGCCUCGACGUUGUGAAUAUCCUUGCCUUCUUGGGCGAACACAACAUCCUAGCAUGCAGUCAACAAAUAUGCAUGUCUCCACUAUGUUUCCUUCCCCGCCUGAUACCGGCACCACAGGGACUCCUUGCUCAGCGACCGAAGAAGCUCGAGUCUGAAGAUGACGUACGCGUGAUGGGUAUACAUUCGGGUAACGAACGAGAUUCGUUGUCUUAUUAUGCUCGAAUGAUUCACAGCGACGGAUCCGAGUUGCCGAGCUUUACGACACGCAUAAUCGAUAUCGGUUUUGACGACAAUAUAAGCAAGAAAGGAUUAAAGCGCCCACCCCCAAUUCGGCCGAGACUGUUUUCGCCUAUGAACUUGAUCGCCAUAUUCAGUUGUGCGAUAUCUUUCGGUCUUGCCGCGUGGGCAGUCGUACUUGGAGACGCUGUUGCGCUUACUGGUAUCUUGGUCAUGAGCUUCACAACGCCGCUGCUCUGUGUGGGAAUGCGGUGGACAACAAGUCUGCCUAGAUUUCAUUACCACGAUAGCGCGCCACCUAGUACGGUUGUCAUAAGAUAUCCAAAUGGAAGCUUCACGAUCGUCCGAUGCAAUGAAAGUAUCGCGCGCAUGCUGUAUUUCCAUCCGGAGUAUAUCGACUACACCGUAAGUUCUUUCACGGGACGCGGUCUGAGCGGUACUGUAGGUGGGCUCACCCUCGUGGGGUCAAUCGUUUUAUUCGGCAACGCAGUCUGGACAAUCAAAGCUGCGCUUGCUGUUACAUAUACAGUCUUGAAUCUGUUGUAUUGGAUCGCUGCGAUUCUGCCGACUCGCUUAUCAUGGCACGUCGAUUUCGACAUUACUCCACCUGAGAUCAUCCCCAAUCCGACCUUUACGAGGAGUCUUUGGACGGCUAUCUGGGUCACUAAAACUUCAGAUUGGGUGAAAGACGGUGUACCGAGGACUGCAGUAUGGAAUGAAUGGCUCAAGCAAGCGCAAAUGGCGGCUCGGACGUGCGCGAAACAUGACGAAUGGGAUGCACAAGGAGUUCUCAUAGACUUGUUAACGAAAGAGACCUGA
Molecule: messenger RNA, 2568 nt
Organism: Macroventuria anomochaeta
Lineage: Eukaryota; Fungi; Ascomycota; Dothideomycetes; Pleosporales; Didymellaceae
Product: ArgJ-domain-containing protein
Exons: 2
Coding region: 1-2568 (855 amino acids)
Biological process (GO): L-ornithine biosynthetic process; L-arginine biosynthetic process
Cellular component (GO): mitochondrial matrix
Molecular function (GO): L-glutamate N-acetyltransferase activity, acting on acetyl-L-ornithine as donor; L-glutamate N-acetyltransferase activity, acting on acetyl-CoA as donor
Source: RefSeq, a predicted model, not a curated record